UCUCUCUCACUCUUUCUCCUCUCUCUUUCUCUCUGAAGAAGAGCCAAUAAUAAAGAACAUGGAUCAUACUGAGGCAGCCAAUUCUAACACUAACUCAACUUCUCCUUCUUCUUCAUCUUCCCCGCCGCCGCCACUGCCACCAGCGGUGGUUCUUAGUCCUUGCGCAGCUUGUAAGAUUCUCAGGCGAAGAUGCGCUGAGAAAUGCGUCUUGGCUCCGUAUUUUCCUCCGACUGAACCGGCAAAGUUCACAAUUGCUCAUCGCGUGUUCGGUGCUAGCAACAUCAUUAAGUUCUUACAGGAACUACCAGAAUCUCAAAGAGCUGAUGCAGUGAGCAGCAUGGUUUAUGAGGCAAGUGCAAGGAUCAGAGAUCCUGUUUAUGGCUGUGCUGGGGCGAUUUGCCAUCUUCAGAAACAGGUUAAUGAGCUCCAAGCACAAUUAGCUAAAGCGCAAGCUGAGCUUGUUAAUAUGCAAUGCCAGCAAGCUAAUCUUAUGGCCUUACUUUGCAUGGAAAUGGCACAAUCUCCUCAACAAUCGUCGGAACAAUCAGUCGACAACUUCAUUAGCACCCCACAGAGCUACCAGAGCAAUCCUGGCUUCUUGGAGGACAACAACAAUUUCGGGUCACUGUGGGAGCCUCUUUGGACAUAAUUAAUUGUUAUCAUCAUAACCAAAAUAUCUACAGCUUAAAUUAUGAUAAUUAAUGUACCAAUGAAGUUCUCCUAACUCAAGAGUGGCUCGCUAAAUGAGAAGGAGAAAUCCAAGGACAUUAAUUUUAAUAAAUUUUAAUUAACUUAAUUAUAAUAGCUAGGUUUAUAGGUAAUUAAGUGUGAUGAUCAUCUGGGAGGGGAAUUAAGUGUAAGCUCUAGGAUCUAAUCUCUUUGUUAAAGCUAGGCAAAGUAGAUUGGGCUUUGAAUUUCCUCCAUGUAAUCUUUAAUUUUCUAUAUAAAUUAGAAGAGAAAAUGAAAGAAGAUGCCUUAUUUUCAGUCUAA
This is a messenger RNA of Hevea brasiliensis (rubber tree), 990 nucleotides long. RefSeq names its product LOB domain-containing protein 1. The coding region runs from base 59 to 649 and encodes 196 amino acids. NCBI's taxonomy places the organism in Eukaryota, Viridiplantae, Streptophyta, Magnoliopsida, Malpighiales, Euphorbiaceae. The transcript has 2 exons. The record is from RefSeq and is a predicted model, not a curated record.